Varroa destructor (honeybee mite) is the source of this 1571-nucleotide messenger RNA. Its product is annotated as atlastin-1-like. The record is from RefSeq and is a predicted model, not a curated record. NCBI's taxonomy places the organism in Eukaryota, Metazoa, Arthropoda, Arachnida, Mesostigmata, Varroidae. Gene Ontology annotation, molecular function: GTPase activity; GTP binding.
GUUUUCGGUCGGUAAAACCAUGUACUAUAGGAAAAUCGCAAAUUCUAUACUGCGAUAAAGGCAAUGCACGGAUUCCAUUGUGAACUAACGUACAUUCACGAUAUUUUUAAGUCAUACACGGUGAUUAUUGUGAAGAAAAAGCAAUUCAACGCAUCAAACCACCGUCAGAAAAUUUUUCAGAAACGUCUGUGUGGGAAAGCUUUUUUUUGUCAAAACAUCUGAGCGGCGAUGCACACUGGAGCGAGAUUUAAGGCAUUGUACACCUGCUCUGAAGCAUCAAAUUGACUUCGGGGGUUCUAUUUGUGGUGUAUUAUAGUUUAAACGUGCCCGUCAUUCUCAUACAUAUUUGACACUAGCUUUCGUUGUUAUUGACCACGAGGAAAAUAGAUUUUAGGCGGAGUCAUAGUAGAGUAACGGAUAAAGCAAGCCGUAUCUUCAUUCGCGCUCAUCUCGAAGACGGUAACGAACUUCGACUUCGUGGGGAUGGCUACUGAGGAUAGAAAACCAGAUGCGCUAUGUAUAUUUUCAUUAAAUAAAAAAUUGGAGGCGUUUGGGUGUGCGGAUCUGCGAAAAUACUUCGAUACGAAUGGAGAGAUGGAAAAUCUGAAAGUGGCUGUUGUGUCCAUAGCUGGAAUGUGGCGUAGUGAGAGGAGAUUCCUACUUAGCUGUAUAAUCAGAUACUUACGAAGUGGGGGCGCGCCGGACUGGUUUCAUGCAAGGAAACAGGCCGAAGCUGUUAAGUGGGAAAACUUCCCUGAAGGGGUGGCGUUAUGGCCUGAAAUUUUUAAGGUGCGUCAACUAAACGGCGAGGACGUAGCCGUCCUCGUAAUGGAUACACAAGGUCUGUACGGGACGAAGAACGCGUCGGCAGAAUCCACAGCCGUGCUUUGUUUUAGUGUACUGCUAGCUUCUAUACAGAUUUACAACGUAUAUCAGCAUAUACGUGGUACAGAUCUAUAUGCAUUUGAGAACUUCCUCAAGUUCGUUUCGAAAUCAGUUUUCCGCGCGCCGCUUGGACAAAAACUCGUAUUCGUUGUGUCGGACUGGCCUGUUUCGCUUAAAUACCCCUAUGGCUGGGAAGGUGGUCAAGAUGUCCUACAAGAGGAACUCUUUCGAGAAGGGCACGGGGCUCCAACUUCACAAUUUCUCAAAAUCGGACGAUGUAUCAAGAAAACCUUCACUUCGGUGCAGUGCUACUUAAUGCCAUAUCCCGGUGAGGACUUAGUUUGUUCAGCAUGUGAACAAGACAACAAAGGCAAGCGCGAACGAUAUAAACGUAUGAAGACUGACUUCGUGUGUCACGUGGCGGAAUUCAUCGAGUCCCUAAUAGAACUAAAAUCCCUUAUUCCAAAAAAAAUCAAUGGAGUUGAAUUAACACUUCGUGAGUUCUUCAGAAGAGUUGAACUCUAUGAGCGCGUCCUUGGGAGCGGUCAUACGUUGGCGCGGCAAGCUUUAAGUAAAAGCAGAUAUUCCGACGACUCUAGUGUGACUAGGCGUCACUGUUGUGUAUGUUGUUAAAAAAUAAAUUCAGAGAAUGCCUCUUUGGAUCCCAGUGAGGCUCGGAUUAUGGA